AUGUCUGACUCCGCCGCAACGCAGAAGCUUGAUGAAACCAAGCAGCAGGCCACAGAGCCGCAGGCACAGCAGAAGACAGACCAAAAGCCCGACGAGAAAGAGCAAGCCGAACAUGACAAGAAACUCGCCAUCAGAAUGGCAGAUUGCAUCCAGCAAUCGCUUGACAAGAUCCAGCCCAUCCUGAAGAUGAUCACAGAGGUGCGUACGAACAUACAACUGGAUUAG
Uncinocarpus reesii 1704 is the source of this 225-nucleotide messenger RNA. RefSeq lists its product as uncharacterized. The record is from RefSeq and is a predicted model, not a curated record. Bases 1 to 225 code for a protein of 74 amino acids. The transcript has a single exon. Lineage: Eukaryota; Fungi; Ascomycota; Eurotiomycetes; Onygenales; Onygenaceae.